Molecule: messenger RNA, 1019 nt
Organism: Zeugodacus cucurbitae (melon fly)
Lineage: Eukaryota; Metazoa; Arthropoda; Insecta; Diptera; Tephritidae
Product: alcohol dehydrogenase
Exons: 3
Coding region: 97-870 (257 amino acids)
Cellular component (GO): cytoplasm
Molecular function (GO): alcohol dehydrogenase (NAD+) activity
Source: RefSeq, a predicted model, not a curated record
UUCGAAAUGGCAUUAGUUGCAAAGUGUCUCAGCACAGAACAGCACAAGUAAAGCGCCAGUGUAGCAUCAAGUGAAAAAAGACUGACUUAAGUAAAAAUGGGUUUGAGCGGUAAGAAUGUUGUUUUCGUCGGCGGUUUGGGCUUCAUCGGCUACGAGGCCUGCAAACAGAUAAUGACCAAGAAUGUGGCGUCUUUCUUCGUGUUCGAUGUUUUGGAAAAUGCUGAGAACAUCAAGGCCCUACAAGCCAUCAAUCCCAAGUCCAAAGUGUACUACACCAAAUUCGACAUCACCAACAAGGCGGCCAUUAAGCAAGCGCUCGACGAUGUUAUCGCCAAAGUGCAAUACAUUGAUGUGUUGGUUAAUGGCGCCGGUGUACUCGCCGAUCCCAAUGUUGAUUUGACCAUGAACAUCAACUUGAUUGGUCUCAUCAAUACCACACUCGAGGCCAUUCCACUCAUGGACAAGAACAAGAACGGACGCGGUGGUCUGAUUGUUAACAUUGCCUCCGUAUUGGGUUUGGAGCCCGCACCACCAACCGCGGUCUACUGCGCCUCGAAAUUCGGUGUUAUGGGCUUCUCGCGUUCCAUCUCCGAUCCCUACUACUACAACCACACCGGCAUUGCUGUGGCCACUUUCUGUCCCGGUUUGACUGAGACCCCAUUGAAGAACAACAUUGCCACUAAAUAUACUUUCGAGUACUCCAAGGAGAUUGGCCAGAAAUUGAACAACACCAAGACUCAGAAACCCGAAGCUUGUGGCGCACAUUUGGCUACUGUGUGUGAGACAGGCGAGAACGGUGGCAUCUACAUCAGCAACCAAGGCACUUUGUCCAAGGUCACACCCACUGUAUACUGGCAACCCACUUUCUAGACUUUCUAGUGCAUUUCUGAGAUAUUUUGUAGAGUUGUAUAUAGUACAUGUAAAUAUACACAGACGUAUGUAUGUGUAAAUAUAUAUGUUAUUUAGUUUAUAAGUUAAAAGUCUGAAUUAAAUAAAUGUUCAUUUAUUUUGCAUUAAAA